Messenger RNA from Amaranthus tricolor (Joseph's coat), 1094 nucleotides. Its product is annotated as HVA22-like protein a. The record is from RefSeq and is a predicted model, not a curated record. The transcript is spliced from 5 exons. NCBI's taxonomy places the organism in Eukaryota, Viridiplantae, Streptophyta, Magnoliopsida, Caryophyllales, Amaranthaceae. The coding region runs from base 151 to 681 and encodes 176 amino acids.
UUUUAACAAUUUCCGUCACUUUUUCUUUCCUUUUCUUGUCUCAAAAUCUUUGUGUUUGUUUCCUCUCUCUACUAAAACCCAAAUUCUUCCCUUUCUUUAGCAAAUCUUACUAGAUUUCGGUGUAUUUCUCACAAGAUUUGAAGUAAAAUUAUGGGAGGAAGUGGUGCUUCAACUUUUCUUAAGGUUGUGAUUCAAAAUUUUGAUGUUCUUGCUGGGCCUGUGGUUAGUCUUGUUUAUCCACUGUAUGCAUCCAUCAAAGCUAUUGAAAGCAAGUCUCCCAUUGAUGAUCAGCAAUGGCUCACUUACUGGAUUCUAUAUUCCAUGAUCACUCUUUUUGAGCUCACCUUUGCGAAAGUAAUUGAAUGGAUCCCUAUCUGGUCAUACGCCAAGCUGAUUGCAACUUGCUGGCUGGUCAUACCUUACUUUAAUGGCGCUGCAUAUGUUUAUGAGCAUUUCGUAAGACCAACAUUUGUGAAUGCUCAGAACCGUACUGUUAAUGUCUGGUAUGUACCGAGGAAGAAGGAUGUCUUCAAUAAAAAAGAUGACAUUAUAACAGCUGCGGAGAAAUACAUUCAGGAGAAUGGAGCAGACGCUUUUCGAGAUAUUAUUGAUAAGGCUGAAUACAGAGGGACAAAAACAAGGAAUGAUUAUGGCAUUUUCGAAAACGAUUACCAAUACUGAGAACAGCGACCUGGUGACUGUGCAAUUGACGAUCAUGUAAUCCCCCUCACCAUAUUUUGAAAACAAGCCGUGGUGAUAUUUUCAGUCGAUCAUUUUGGCUUCUUAUUACGUUUAUAAUAUGUGUGCUGUGUUUAUGAUGUAAUUAUCAUGCCGUUUGUAUCUUGUUUUUAUUUUUAGAUUUUAGCUUAACGAAGGUGACUGCACAAAACAACUCUUAUGUAUGUCUGUUUGGAAAUACAUACUAGAGCAGUCUAACAUAGAAAAUAAGUCUCUUUUGGCUUUUGAAUUUUAACACCUAUGUACUCGUAGUCGUAGCUGCUAUCUUAUUCCAAUACGAUAGUAGUUACUCGGUUUAAUACAUGUUCCUCGACUGACUUUUUCUAUAUCAGAAAUUGCCGUUGAUUUUCUUCAAA